Molecule: messenger RNA, 1736 nt
Organism: Leptomonas pyrrhocoris
Lineage: Eukaryota; Euglenozoa; Kinetoplastea; Trypanosomatida; Trypanosomatidae
Exons: 1
Coding region: 81-1736 (551 amino acids)
Source: RefSeq, a predicted model, not a curated record
AGCCGGAGCUGCUUCUCUCUCUGCAGGCUUCGUCUUUCAAUUUACUCUUCUCUCUUUUUUUCUAUAUCCGUUGAGCAGCCAUGUCGAGUGGUCCUGCUGAACUGCUUGUCCGUCUAGAUACAUCGGCGCUGGAGAGCCGCCUCAACGGCCUCACCGACCAAUGGGAGGGUCCGUUGCGGGGAAUGCGCACCAAGGUAGACGACUGCAGCGCAGGCGUGCGGGCCGUCUCGGCGGACGUGGCGGCCAUCCAACGAUUUCUUCUUUCCUACCACAACCGCGAAAUGCUCUCCGCGCUCUCCGCAACGGGCAACGACAGCAGCGGGGAGAGGAGUGCGGAUGCGCCGGUCGACCCGCUCGAGGAGUGCGCCACUCCCUCUACCGAUGCCACCGCGACGGAGAACCUGCUCAAGACGGUGACCAUUGCCCGCCGGCUCCUCGCCGACAACGAAGCGCUGCGUACGUCGCUCGACAACGCGACGGCGGCCCUCGUCUCGUUCAACACAACGCAAGAAAGCCUUAAGCAGGAAGUCACGCGUCUGCGAGAGUUGACGACGACACAGUCGGAGCGGCUGCAGAACAUGUCGGACUGGCUCGGCAUGAGUGGGCUGCCAAUGAACAUGGGGGCAGCGGACGAUAAUAAGGCAGGUGAGGCUUCGGGGCAGCCCGGUGGCCCACCCGGAGCGUCUGCCGACGGUCUCUCUAAGUCAACCGAGGCCGUGCUCGCCCGCUCACCGCUGCUUCUGUCCUUCCGACGCUUUCUCCUCCGCGACCUGACGGAGCGACUGGUGUCGGUGGUGGAUCAGCAGUCGAAGGACUUCCACGACUCCAUCGCCCACCUCGAGGGCAGAAUACAAUCGGGCCAAUGUGUCGUCACGAGCGGCGACCCCCAGCAUGGCGGCGAUAGCAAUGGCAAUUUGCUCGAGACGGUGCGGACGCUGUCGAAGCAGGUGAAGGAGCUCGAACAGCAGGGCAUAAAGCGCGACGAGUUCACCUCAUUGAUGCGCUCCAAGGCGGAUUCCCUGCUUCUACCCGUCAAGGCGGACAGCGCGGCAGUCAGCGAGAUGGAGCGGCGGCUCGCCACACGCUGCGGCGACCUCGAGGAGCGUUGCGCCUACGCGGACUCCGAACGUGCGGAGUUCCGCGCCAUCUUGCGCUCCCUCAUCGCCGCCCAGACCGCCGCAAUCAACGCCUCCGUCUCCUCUGGCCCAACGUCUGCUGACCAGGCGGCGCCUACCGCUGCGGCGGAUGGCUCUCCCCAACUGGCCGGGCAGACACCAGCCGCGAUUCUGCGCGAUCUGCUGCCUGCCCUUACCCGCGGCCCCUCGGCGGCGGUGCUUGGACGACAGAAGUCGCAGUCAUUUCACUCGGCGCGCGGGGCACCGCCGUCCUCAUCGCUCUCUUCGCCCUCGCUGCCACCGCCGCGGCAGCAGCAGCUGUACCGAGUGGUGGGUGCGUCGCAAGGGCUGGGCGUACAGGGUGUGCCCGUGCCGCUGCCGACCGGCGCCGGGGCCGCACUGUACGAAGCGGCAGCACCCCCCGCCAGCACGUCCGGCACCCGCGUUGACGCCACGCGCUCUCAAUCGACGCCGUCAAAGGGGGACGAGGAGGCAGCGGUGGCUAUCGGGAUGACGGCCUCGCAGGGUGACUACGCUAGCUACGUCUCGCAGCAGCUCAAUCGCAAGCUUGUUGCGUCGCUACCUACGCUGCCGUACGAGCGUAUGGCCAACUCGCAGUAA